Messenger RNA from Heteronotia binoei (common prickly gecko), 1947 nucleotides. It is a transcript of the gene TRIM16, whose product is annotated as tripartite motif containing 16. The transcript has 6 exons. Bases 128 to 1909 code for a protein of 593 amino acids. NCBI's taxonomy places the organism in Eukaryota, Metazoa, Chordata, Lepidosauria, Squamata, Gekkonidae. Gene Ontology annotation, molecular function: protein binding; zinc ion binding. The record is from RefSeq and is a predicted model, not a curated record.
CUGAGGUACUGAGGAGUGUAGGUGUGACUUCUUUCAUUUCAGGGCUGUGUGCAGCAGUUGCAGAGAAAACACCUUAGAAAGUAGGUGUUAUUGUAUAAAAAGCUCUCUCUAUAGGCGAUCUUACAGAAUGGCUAACCCUGAAUCAAGCACUCUGGAAAAGCUGUUUGAAGAACUGGCCAAUAAGGACUCAAUUCUUGUGGCAAAUGGAGAACAGAUCUGUGAAGGGUUUGAAGGUAUAGAACUGAAAAAUGAAGCAGAACCUCAGUCGGAACCUGAAAUAAAAGAUAUCUCUUGCAAUGAAGUCAACUUUGCAAACAAUUUCACUGUAAAUGGAUCUGAGCAGGAGCCACCCGGCCUCCCUGGCUUGGUAAGUGAAGGGAGCACAGAAGCUAAAGAAGAGGUUCUUUGCGAUUUCUGCUUGGGUGGCAAGAACCAGGCAGUGAAGUCUUGCUUAACUUGCAUGGUCAAUUAUUGCAAGGAUCAUUUGCGCCCACACUUGGAGAUUGCCAGACUGAAGACCCAUAAGCUCAGGGACCCACAGAAGGACAUUGACAUGCAGAACUGUGAGACCCACAAGAAUCACCUUAGUUGGUUCUGCCACAAUGACUUUGCAUGUGUUUGUGAGGAGUGCCUUGCUGAUGGACACCAAGGACACAAAACUGUGACAUGCGCGGUAGCCAGGAAAGAAAAAGAGUAUGAACUUCUUCAGAUCCAAGCAGAAUAUGACUGGAAACUGAAAUCAGCUGAAAAUGCAAUUGUCAAGCUGCAAAAGAAUGCCGAGUCCAUUGUGAUUUCAGUAUCUGAAGUGAAAGCCAUGGUGGAAGGGCAGUUUGAAGAACUGUUGAAAGCAGUCAAGAAGACCCACUCUGAUGUACUGGCUUUUCUAGAAGAAAGGGAACAUGCUGCGGUUAAUCAUGCCAAUGGUAUAAAGAUACACCUUGAAAAGAAACGAAUGACCAUGGUGGAAUGUAAGAACUGGCUGGAGAAGAUGAUGGCCACCAACACCAAUGACAUCCUCUUUCUAAAGGAAUACUGCGAAUUCAAAAAGACAGCAGGAGAUGAUACAUUGCCCAGUGUGUAUAUUGGUUUAAAAGACAAGUUGUCAGGGAUUCGAAAGAUCGUCUCAAAUUCCACUGAUCAUCUUUUACAACUUUUACGAACUACCUACAAUGAUAAAUUGCAAGAGUUUGCCAAAGAUGAGGAUGCUGGUGUCAAAACCACGGUGUCUGCAAUUGUCCCAUCCAAACAUCGCCUGUCAGCUCCAGAACCCGAGAGCAGGAGUGACUUCCUUAAAUAUAUCAUUCCAUUAACAUUUGACCCAGUUACAGCUCAUCGGUACUUGAGGCUGUUGGAUGACAACCACAAAGUCACCAAUACCACACCGUGGGAGCACCCAUACCUAGAUCACCCAGAGCGAUUUCAGAACUGGCGCCAAGUUCUAACAGGGAAAAGUUUGUAUAUCGGGCGCUACUACUUUGAAGUUGAUAUCUCGGGGGCUGGUGUUUGUGUUGGCAUGACGUACAAGAGCAUUGACUGCAAAGGUUCUGAAAGCAACGGCUGUAUCUCGGGGAAUAACUUCUCCUGGUGUCUUAAGUGGAAUGGCAAGGAGUUCUCAGCUUUUCACAGUGAUGUGGAGACACCACUGAAAACCCAGGGAUUUGGCAGGAUAGGAGUCUAUUUAGAUUACCCCAGGGGCACCCUUUCCUUUUACGGUAUCACUUUGGAUACCAUGACUCUCCUGCAUAAAUUUGAAUGCAAGUUUGCUGAACCACUGUACCCUGCCUUCUGGUUACCAAAGAAGGAAAACUGUGUGCAAAUUGUCAGAUUACAAGAAGAAGCUCAGCAGAACUCAAUACCUCCUGCUCCCUUAGGAGAAGCAGUGACAAAUACAAAGUCUGUUGAUUCAUAAUGGAGUCAGUUAUUGAAUGAUAGGUCAUGGGAAAUGCU